Molecule: messenger RNA, 1577 nt
Organism: Pseudogymnoascus verrucosus
Lineage: Eukaryota; Fungi; Ascomycota; Leotiomycetes; Thelebolales; Thelebolaceae
Exons: 2
Coding region: 360-1433 (357 amino acids)
Molecular function (GO): oxidoreductase activity
Source: RefSeq, a predicted model, not a curated record
CAGAAGUUGACAGUUCAGACGAGCCUCAACUAGUAAUAUUUAUAACAUCUUUAUAAUCACAGGUUUUCCCCAAGCUAAUGUCAGUAGCAAUUAGUAAGCAGAAAUGGAAUCGGAGGUUUCGGCGUUACAUCAUCAAACCCGACGGCCCGACUAUCUAUCCGUUGUGGAGAGGAGGCGAAGUAAGAACACCCCAUUCUCAUAGCCUACUAGAGACUAUCAAUAAUCGCAUUUUCAUGUGCAAAGGCGAUAUCCUCUCCUCAUAUAUAGAGAUAUCUAUCAGAGAAAAAAAAGCUAUUCACAUUAACAGUCUAUCAUACCAUUAACUUUAGUCAGGCCAGUCCAAGUUAUACAGAUUCAACAUGGCAACAAUACCGCCUACAAUGCGCGCUCUGGCAAUUCCGUCAUUCGGAAAGCCAUCCACCUAUGGUCUUGCGAACGUGCCAACGCCCCAGAUCACGCAGCCAGACGAAGUGCUCAUCAAAAUUCACGCUGCGGGCGUGAAUCCAAUUGACACUAAAGUGGCCGAAGGAGCCUUAAAAAUGGCACACAAAUACACGUUUCCUCUCGUUCUUGGACACGAUGCCGCUGGAACCAUUGUUGCCGUGGGCAGCGCCGUCAAUAGCCUGAAGGUCGGGGAUCAGGUCUUUACUCGUGUGCCAAUCCAUGAUGCCGGCACAAUGGCCGAGUACUGCCUCUCAACUGCCUCGGCAACAGCGCUGAAGCCCGAGUUCAUGUCUUUCGCCGAUGCUGCAUCCAUCCCGCUAGUGGGCCUGACGGUGCUCCAAGUGAUACGGCGCGCAGAGACACAGCUAGGCGGAUUGAAGGGGAAAACGGCGUAUGUGCCAGGUGGUCUAAGCGGCGUAGGAAGCGUAGCUGUACAGCUGCUGAAGAAUGUGUUUGGUGUGAAGAAGGUGAUCACGACGCUGUCGACAGGGAAAAUGGAGCGGGCGAAGGAUCUGUUUAAGGGAGGAGAGGGUGAGGUAGUGUAUAUUGAUUACACAAAGGAAAACGUGAGCUCGGCAAUUGGCGCUGGAAACGUCGAUUUCAUGUUCGAUACCAUGAAUGGUGCGAUUGAGAGCUUGCCUUUGAUCCGUAAAGGCGGGGUCAUUGUAUCGAUCAGCAGAACACCAUCAGGGGAAGAGCUUAAGAAAAAGUUUGGCUCUCCGCCGUGGUUUAUGGUGGUGGUGCUGAACCUCAUGGAUCAGGUUACUAAGUGGAGAGCCGGGAGGAAUGGGGUCAACUAUAGCUAUUUGUGGAUGGAAGCUGACGCCAAGGGGCUUGAUGAUUUGGGACGAUGGGUAGGAGAAGGUAAACUUAAGCCACUGGUGGGGAGAACGGCCAAGCUUGAAGAUGAGGCUGCGGUGAAGAGUGGCUAUGAGGAGGUGUACAGUGCCAAGGGUGGGGUUGGGAAGUUUGUUGUUGAGGUAAUUUGAGGUGAGAGAUGGAGGUCGAGGCUCAUAUAAUAAUGUAUUUCUGUUAAACUUUGUAAUUCCGCACUUCGCACUUGGGUUUUUACCUAUGUAGGGGGCAGGAUAUGCUUUAAAGGGACUCAACAAUCUCACUUUCACAAAUGAGAG